Molecule: messenger RNA, 1461 nt
Organism: Danaus chrysippus (African queen)
Lineage: Eukaryota; Metazoa; Arthropoda; Insecta; Lepidoptera; Nymphalidae
Source: the annotation of a GenBank genome assembly
AUGGGUAAAAAGAAAAAUAAAAAUAAGGUUAGCGGUGCAGUCAAAACUGCUGCCAAAACAGAGAAGAAGUUGGCUAAUAAAUUAAAAAAAGAACUUGCGAAUUUAGGCGAGGAAGACAUAGCUAAAGUAAUAGCCGAAAUCGAGAAAGAAGAAGCGAAACGCGCGGCGGCUUCUGAGAAGACGUUGCCUCAGCCACCGUCUGCUCGCGCUUACGCUAGCCUGACGCCGCAUCCCACUAACAAUGAACUUAUUGUGUUUGGAGGAGAAUUUCACAAUGGACAACAGACAGAAGUUUACAAUGAAUUAUUAUUUUUCAAUCCCGUCACUGGUGUUUGGAGACAAGUGAAGGCACCUGGCGCGCCACCUCCUCGAAGUGCACACCAGGCUAUAGCUAUUCCAUCAAAUAAGGGAGAGCUCUGGAUCUUCGGGGGAGAGUUCACCAGUCCAACAGAAACUCAAUUUCAUCAUUAUAAAGAUUUAUGGUGUUUCUCACUUGCUGAGAAGAAAUGGGAAAAGGUUGUAGCUCCAAAUGGUCCUUCCCCUCGUUCCGGUCACCGUAUGGUCCAACUUGGAAGGAAGCUAUACGUCUUCGGUGGAUAUAAUGAUGAUGGACGUGAGUGUAGAUACUUCGACGACCUCUACCACUUCUGUCUCGACACUCGAACGUGGACAAAACUGACAGUCAGUGGUAGGGGACCCUGUGCGAGGUCCGCUUGUAUUAUGUUACCCGUGGGGAAUGAAGCUCUCGUAAUAUACGGAGGUUUCUCAAGAGUUCGGGAAGGACGGACUGAACGCACACAAACACAUACGGAUAUGUUCAAACUGAGCAUCAAAGGCAACUCACACACGUGGCGGUCACUCUCCGGCGGGAAUAAGGCCCGCGCCGGACUGGCCGCGGCUGUUAACGUACAUAGUAACAGAGGAUAUGUUUUUGGAGGAGUGUGUGAUGUUGAAGAAACUGAAGAGGAACUUCGUGGUGAGAUGAGUGAUGAGCUUCAAGUGUUGGAUCUAGAGACAUGUCGGUGGCAUCCAGUCAUAUUGAAAACACAGACACAAGCACAGAGUGUACCGACACAGGAUACACACGGACAAGAUGAUACUAAGGAAGCUGUUACUGUGGUAACAGAUGAAGUGUUCACUAUGAAGCUCGGUACGGCCCCAAGUCUACAGUCGCCCACACCAGUUCAGCAAACAGAAAGAGUGUCUUCAGGCCCAACGGCUCGUAUGUCUGCUAUGAUGGCUGUACAACGAUCAGUGCUUUAUGUGUACGGAGGUGUACUUGAAAAAGAUGACAAACAGUUUUAUCUUGGAGAUAUGUACAGCUUAGAUUUACACAAACUAAAUGAAUGGAAGACAAUCAUAGAACAGCCAACACUUCCAGACUGGCUCGGAACAGAUUCAGAAUAUGAAACAAGCUCGGAGAGUGGAACAGAAGACAGUGAUGACUCCGGUGAUGAAUAG